AUGCCUGACCUUCGUCGCCAAGUUCUGGAGAGCGGGAAAACCGUCUCUCGCAAGGCUGCUUCUCGUGAAGGCACUCGACCCACCUCGCGUGCCAGUUCUAAGACUUCCGCCCGAUCUUCGCGCAAUGCAAGCCGUCAACCAUCAGAUGACGACGAUGCCAGUUAUAUGUCUGAUGAUACUGCCAUGAGCAUCGGCUCCCUCGAUGAUGACAACCCCGAGGCAGAAAAUGCCGACUGGCCAACCGAGCUGGCCGAACGUGUCCAAGAACUCCUUGAUCGCAAGCGCAGCAGUGUCCAGGGCCGUGAAGAGGCUCUUGCGGCAUUUUGCCGUCUGACUAAAUAUCACUACGCGGAGGAGGAGAUUCGCACAUCUGUGGAUGACCUGCUUGUCGCAUUUGUGAAGAGUAUUCGGACUGACUCAAGCACCCGGGAGACUACAUUGGCCUUGCGAGCGAUUGAGCUCCUUGCGAUUACCUCUUCGGAUGACAAGAUUUAUGAAAACACCGAGCCGCUUCUUACCCGAACUAUCCGCGACUCGGAAUCCAAUGCUGUAAAAGCCGCAGCUAUCCAAUGUCUGGGUGCGACGACCAUGUUUGGCGGUGCUGGAGAGGAUGGCAUCCUGGACCAGAUGACCUUCUUGCUUGAUAUCGUGGCUUCGGAUGGCCAGUCAAUAGGGGCCGCUGAUGAUCCCAAGAGCGUGACAGCCGCACUGCAGGUUUGGGGAUUUCUUCUGACGGAGAUCGAUGAUUUUGAGGGCGAGAGCGAAGAGUCCAUCCAAAUUCUCAUGGACCAACUGGACAGCAGCGACUCGGGUGUCCAGAUUGCCGCCGGUGAGAACAUCGCCCUGCUCUACGAAAAGAGCUAUACGCCCCAGGAAGAUGAUGAUGACGAAGCGAGUGAAGAAGAGGAAAGUGACGAACAUGAAAACGACCUCUCCUCUGGACCAAAGCUCGUGAAACGCUACAACGCCUACCACAACACCCCGGAGCUUGAGCGCCAGCUGGAAUCCCUGGCAUCAAUCCACACAAAGCGCAUCAGUAAGCGCGACAAGAAAUCGCUGCACAGCAGCUUUGCCUCCAUUCUCACAACCGUUGAGAAUCCACGCCGUGGACCCCGCUACAAUACGGCCAUCGACCAGGAUACGAACCGCCACUAUGGCAGCACCUUGACUGUCAAAAUCGGGCGCCACGGAAUCAUGAGCAUUGAUCGCUGGUGGAAGUGGGCACGCCUCGCAGGUCUGCGUCGGAUCCUGCAAGGAGGAUUCGCCGAGCACUACUACCAAGGAAACAGGUCUGUCUUGGACAAUCUACCUGUUAUGAUGCGGCAGGCCGAAUCAAACUACUCAACGCCAGAUCGAGCCAGUGCAAAGAAGGCUGCGAAGAUCCGCAACUCACGCCGCUGGACUGCCCAGCAUUCGGAGGAUGAAGAUUGA
Penicillium chermesinum is the source of this 1431-nucleotide messenger RNA. RefSeq names its product IFRD domain-containing protein. Bases 1 to 1431 code for a protein of 476 amino acids. The transcript has 2 exons. The record is from RefSeq and is a predicted model, not a curated record. NCBI's taxonomy places the organism in Eukaryota, Fungi, Ascomycota, Eurotiomycetes, Eurotiales, Aspergillaceae.